AUGGCCAAGCACCCCCCGGACCUCAUCUUCUGCCGCAAGCAGGCGGGCGUUGCAAUCGGAAGACUUUGUGAAAAAUGUGACGGCAAAUGCGUGAUCUGUGACUCCUAUGUGCGGCCCUGCACUCUGGUGCGCAUAUGUGAUGAGUGUAACUACGGCUCGUACCAAGGGCGCUGUGUGAUCUGCGGGGGUCCAGGAGUGUCUGAUGCCUACUACUGCAAGGAGUGCACCAUCCAGGAAAAAGAUAGAGAUGGUUGCCCUAAGAUCGUCAACCUGGGCAGUUCCAAGACAGAUCUCUUCUACGAAAGGAAAAAGUACGGCUUCAAGAAGAGGUGAUCCUAUCCGUAUGUGGCUACACCUCCUGUCAGGUUGGCAAGAGGGUCUUGGAACAUCUCUGGACUUACUGUUAUUGAAAACCGGUUGAUUAUCUUUUUGUAAAGGAGUACAAAUUCAGUAGUAUACUUGGGGUUGGAGAAUUAACAGACUGAGUGGGGACUGAAACCUGAACUGACUAUCAGAAAGAGCAAAUGAGGAUUACUGUCUCUUCCCUUUUCAGAAGCCCUGCUAGUAGCUGCCCCAGCUUGCUAAAAAUCCUGGUGGGCAAGUAUUUAUACAUGGGGGAGACCAGCUCAGUAAAAAGCAAGUGCCAUUUCUGGUGUGGGGAAACACCUUGUGGUUGUUCUUACCAGGCCCCCUCUCAAUUGUUUGAAAUUGCCCCAUGCAUCGGUAUUGAAGAACAGAGCGGCAAUCCCAUGUGUCCGCUCCCCCUGCCCCCUUCCUCCAGUAUAUUUCCAUGCUGCCCUGUUUUGUAAGGAACCUGCUUAUGGCUGGUGCCUUCCUAGGGAGAGCACAGCUGUUCCAUGUUUUCUUUGACAGAUUAAUCCAAGGCCCUUUCUUGUAACUGUUUCUGUAGGAUGCGUACCAAUAAAGCUUCUUCUUUUGG
Molecule: messenger RNA, 940 nt
Organism: Nipponia nippon (crested ibis)
Lineage: Eukaryota; Metazoa; Chordata; Aves; Pelecaniformes; Threskiornithidae
Gene: PHF5A
Product: PHD finger protein 5A
Biological process (GO): mRNA splicing, via spliceosome
Source: RefSeq, a predicted model, not a curated record